UCACACGCACACACACACGCACGGUGCAGGCUCGGUGUUGCGUGCGGGACACAAACAGCACGCAGCGCUUCAGGAGGAAAAAGAUCCUAAAUAAAAAGACUCUCUUCGACGGAGCAGGUUGGUGUGCACCAAAAUGGUGAAAUUGGGGAAUCAUUUCAGCGACAAAAACAAGGGCAAGGUGGUCUCCGAAGAUGGCUUUGACACCAUACCUCUCAUCACACCUUUAGAUGCCAGCCAGCUGCACUUCCCUGCACCAGACAAGGUGGUGGUGAAGACCAAGGCGGACUAUGACGGCGAGAGCAAAAAGAACAAGAUGAGAACGGCCAAAAUGGUUGAAUUCUCAGUGAUGGAAGGCGUGUCGGAGCGACUCAAAGUGACCUUGCUGGUGAUCUGUGCCCUGGCCUUCUUGGUGUGUGUGGUCUUCCUGGUGGUCUACAAGGUCUACCAGUACGAGCAGCCCUGUCCCGACACUUUUGUCUACACGCAGGGCCGCUGCAUGCCGGCCGGGAUGUACGCCAACUUCCCCCGCCAGGCCCCUGGGGGCCGCGGGCGCCUCUUCACCCUCAUCAACCACUACAACAUCGCCAAGCAGACCAUCACUCGGUCAGUAUCGCCCUGGAUGACCAUCAUGUCCGAGGAGAAGGUCACCCAGCAGGAGACCGAGACGGCCCAGAAGCUGGCUUGAACCGCCCCCGGCGGAGGGGGCGUGGCCUCACCUGCCGAGGAGGAACAAAUAAUAAUAGGGUUGUGCCAUUCAAGCAAACCUGUGGCCUUUGGGGGCCGAUGUGAUGCCUUCCAAGGUCAGCAGACGCCCGCCCACUGAGGAAGGUGAAGCUGGGUUUGUUUGACUAGCAUAAGUUGUUAUUUAUUGACACACACUUGAUGUUCACACAGUAGAAGUUAGUGAAAUGACCGUGAACUUUGUGUUACCAUGAACAUGCACGCACUUCAUCAUCACAGCAGUUGGCUUUCUUUAUGAUACUUUGGAUUAGAGAUGUCCCAUAAUAUCCGACUGCCGAUAUUAUCGGCCGAUAAAUGCUUUAAAAAAUGUAAUAUCGGAAAUGAUCGGUAUCGGUUUGAAAAAGUAAAAUGUAUGACUUUUUAAAAGGCCGCUGUGUACACGGACGUAGGGAGAAGUACAGAGCGCCAAUAAACCUUAAAGGCACUGCCUUUGUGUGCCGGCCCAGUCACAUAAUAUCUACGGCUUUUCACACACACAAGUGAAUGCAAGGCGUACUUGGUCAACAGCCAUACAGGUCACACUGAGGGCGUCCGUAUAAACUACUUUAACACUGUUACAAAUAUGCGCCACACUGUGAACCCACACCAAACAAGAAUGACAAACACAUUUCGGGAGAACAUCCGCACCGUAACACAACACAACAAAUACCCAGAACCCCUUGCAGCACUAACUCUUAAUAUACACCCCCCCCCCCCCAAAUAAUUGAACAUUACAAUCCCCUGGUGUCUGUUGCCGUCAUCUCCCUUAGUCAAAACCUUGUUACAUUGUUUAAUGCAUCCAGCGGGGCAUCACAACAAAAUUAGGCAUAAUAAUGUGUUCAUUCCACGACUGUAUAUAUCGGUAUCGGUUGAUAUCGGAAUCGGUAAUAAAGAGUUGGACAAUAUCGGAAUAUCGGCAAAAAAGCCAUUAUCGUACAUCUCUAAUAAUAAUGUGUUAAUUCCACGACUGUGUAUAUUGGUAUCGGUAAUUAAGAGUUGGACAAUAUCGGAAUAUCGGAUAUCGGCAAAAAAGCCAUUAUCGGACAUCUCUAAUAAUAAUGUGUUAAUUCCACGACUGUUUAUAUCGGUAUCGGUUGAUAUUGGUAUUGGUAAUUAAGAGUUGGGCAAUAUUGGAGUAUCGGAUAUCGGCAAAAAAGCCAUUAUCGGACAUCUCUAAUAAUGUGUUAAUUCCACGACUGUCUGUAUCGGUAUCGGUUGAUAUCGGAAUCUGUAAUUAAGAGUUGGACAAUAUCGGAAUAUCGGAUAUCGGCAAAAAAGCCAUUAUCGGACAUGUCUAAUAAUAAUGUGUUAAUUCCACGACUGUAUAUAUCGUAUCGGUUGAUAUCGGUAUCGGUAAUUAAGAGUUGGACAAUAUCGGAAUAUCGGA
Molecule: messenger RNA, 2107 nt
Organism: Entelurus aequoreus (snake pipefish)
Lineage: Eukaryota; Metazoa; Chordata; Actinopteri; Syngnathiformes; Syngnathidae
Product: neuronal vesicle trafficking-associated protein 1-like
Exons: 5
Coding region: 134-685 (183 amino acids)
Biological process (GO): G protein-coupled dopamine receptor signaling pathway; endosomal transport; clathrin coat assembly
Cellular component (GO): endosome; membrane
Molecular function (GO): clathrin light chain binding
Source: RefSeq, a predicted model, not a curated record